Messenger RNA from Closterium sp. Yama58-4, 351 nucleotides. The record is from the annotation of a GenBank genome assembly. Lineage: Eukaryota; Viridiplantae; Streptophyta; Zygnematophyceae; Desmidiales; Closteriaceae.
AUGUACAUUCGCGUCUUUUCCAUUGCCCCAACCCCUCCCUCUCUAUGCUUCACACCCCUGAUGCCCUGCCAUCAGGAUGCUAUCCAGCACUGCCAUUUCCGGCUCCAUCCCCUCCACCAUCUCGGCUCUCUCCUCCCUCACCUUUUUGUCAGCGCCCUCCCUCUCUCCCAUCCCUGCCAAGGCCGUUUUUUAGAUGAGGAACUUCACGUGUCAUCCCGUCAUCCUGUCCACGUGGCAAUGCACUGCAUUCCAGCGAAGCGGCCAACACUAACCUCCGUGGCUCUAUCCCCAAUACUAUUGGUCAUCUCUUCAAUCUCCACUACGUGUAUGUGGGGUGGGGGGAAGUUGUGA